Linum tenue is the source of this 555-nucleotide messenger RNA. The record is from the annotation of a GenBank genome assembly. Lineage: Eukaryota; Viridiplantae; Streptophyta; Magnoliopsida; Malpighiales; Linaceae.
AUGAUCACCACCACAUUUCCAGCCAUAUUCCUAACCCUAACCCUAAUCAUCUCCCUCUUUCAUCUCUCCUCUUCCCAACCCCCAAACCUCAUCCAAGACAUCUGCCAGCAAGCCGCCUUAGUCCCUCCGACCACAUUCAAGGACUGCGUAGCCACAUUGGCCUCGAAACCCGGCUCGCGGUCCGCCGAUCUCAAAGGUCUGGCCCAAAUCACCCUCAAAUCUGGCAUCGCCACUGCCAAAGAGGCCCAGAAAUAUGUGGAGGCCCGCCUUUUGGCCGCGACGCUGCCCCGUCUGGCCCGGCCCGCCUUGAAGAGCUGCGCAUCGUGGCUCUCAGCGGCUGCGGGUUCAUUUGGCGGUGCGCUGGUGGAGCUCGACGAGGACGUGAUGUCUGCCAAUUACGAUUCGAAGAUCGCCGGUGACGAUGCGAGAAGCUGCCGGGCGGCUUUGGCCGCCGGGAGAGUGUCGGAGCCGUCGCUGGAAGUUAGGGUUGGUUACCUGGUUUUGUAUAGCAAUAUCGCUGAUGUUAUCACUGACCGUUUGAUGACGUCUGGAUAG